Messenger RNA from Oryza brachyantha (malo sina), 1525 nucleotides. RefSeq lists its product as uncharacterized. The coding region runs from base 261 to 1034 and encodes 257 amino acids. The transcript is spliced from 2 exons. The record is from RefSeq and is a predicted model, not a curated record. Lineage: Eukaryota; Viridiplantae; Streptophyta; Magnoliopsida; Poales; Poaceae.
UGUGGGCUUUGUGUAAGAUGCCACUAUGGGUCAUGGGUGUGAUCUCUUGCACCUUUGCAUAUGCCUCUCUCGAUCUUGCUCUCAUUCUCAUGCACGAUGCGUCCUCCUCUGGCCUAUAUAUUAACACCAACUACAUUUCCCAGUAUCAUCACAGCUUCACAGAUCAGGUGGAUCGGAGCUAAUUGUGAUCUUUGCUGCGUUGUUAAUUUUUUUUUUGUUUUGUGUGUGUGUUGGUAAUUUGAUCUUGAUCGAGCACAGCCAUGGAGUGGAGGGACAGCUUCCUGGACCUGAUCCUGAUCCCGCUCAGCCUCCUCGUCCCCAUGGCGUACCACGUCUGGCUGUGGCGCGCCGUCCGCCUCAGCCCGCUCCGCACCGCCGCCGGCGUCAACGCCGCCGCCCGCCGCCUCUGGGCCGUCAGCAUGACCAAGGACAACGAGAAGAAGGCGGUGCUGGUGGUGCAGUCGCUGCGGAACGUGAUCAUGGGGUCGACGCUGAUGGCGACGACGGCGAUCCUCUUCUGCACGGGCAUCGCGGCGGUGCUGAGCAGCACCUACACCAUCAAGAAGCCGCUGAGCGACGCCGUGUUCGGCGCCCACGGUGAGUACAUGAUGGCGCUCAAGUACGUCGCGCUGCUGCUCGUCUUCCUCGUCGCCUUCCUCUGCCACUCCCUCGCCAUCUGCUUCCUCAACGAGGCCAGCUUCCUCGUCAACACCUCCUCCACCCUCCUCCCCUCCUCCUCCUCCGACGAGGGCCGCCGCCUCCUCGGCCUGCCCUCCACCAUGGACUACAUCGACGAGGUGCUCGAGAGGGGCUUCACCCUCAGCUUCGCCGGCAACCGCAUCUUCUUCGCCGGCGUCCCGCUCCUCCUCUGGAUCUUCGGCCCCCUCCUCGCCUUCCUCUCCUCCCUCGUCAUGAUCCCCAUCCUCUACAACCUCGACGUCGUCAACCCCAAACCCGCCGCCGCCUCCUCCACCAACGGCAAGCUCGACAAGAUCAACGGCGCCGCCGCCAUCGAUUGCGCCACGCAUGUCUGAACAAAACCCAAAAAGCAAUCAAAUCUUGUCUAGUGAUGAUACAGUCGGCUGCCACAUUGGUGCAUGGCCGCGUAGACGGACGAGGGAGAGGCGAACACGCUUCCUUCUUGGCUCGAUCCGCUGCAAGUUGAGUUGGUUGUUGUACUAGGAAAAAUCAAAAUCAAAAUCCGUUGUUCAGUUGCAUGCAUGACAUGGAAUCCAACGCUGUCUCGGCUCUAGCCGCCGUCGUUUUCAGAGGUCUGGGUCAUGACAAUGUACGCCUGCCUGCUUGUUCCACUACAGGGUAUGUGUGUUAUUUUUUGUUGGGUAUAUUCUUAUUAAGUUGUUGUCUUUUUUUUUUCUUGGUUUUGUUGUGCCUGUGUUGCCCAUGGUUUUUCCAUGACUUGUUGUCAGCAACAGCAGAUCAAACCGAUUAUGGACGCCGGCGGUUGUUUAAUUUGGUUGUGUGGCGUGAGUUCGUACGGACAGGCGCUGUAAUUUUGGUUACGUGU